Molecule: messenger RNA, 1133 nt
Organism: Amorphotheca resinae ATCC 22711
Lineage: Eukaryota; Fungi; Ascomycota; Leotiomycetes; Helotiales; Amorphothecaceae
Exons: 3
Coding region: 149-1081 (310 amino acids)
Biological process (GO): fatty acid catabolic process
Molecular function (GO): 2,4-dienoyl-CoA reductase (NADPH) activity
Source: RefSeq, a predicted model, not a curated record
CGUGGUACCUCGGGGGACGAUUCCUGGCCUCUUUGCUCCAUCCCCUUUCACCAGCAUUGAGAAGAUCGACUGUCGAGUUUGACAUCUUCUUAUUCCAGUAUCAAUUACCAGAUACUGAUCCCUUGAGUGCUACGGACGAGGCGACACCAUGGCCGUCCCCAGAUCAGAGUAUCUCUCAAAUGUCUGGAAAGAUGGCAUUUUCGAUAACAAGGUCGUCUUCUGCACCGGUGGAGCGGGUUCAAUUUGCAGUGCGCAGGUCCGGGCUCUGGUUCAUCUAGGCGCGAACGCUUGUAUUAUCGGGCGAAAUGUCGAGAAGACAGAGAGGAUGGCCAAAAGCAUAGCGACAGCACGCAAAGGAGCAAAGGUCAUUGGCAUUGGAGCUGUAGACGUCCGGAAGAUUGAGACAUUGGAGAGUGCGGUUGAUCGAUGUGUAAAGGAGUUGGGUGGUAUCGACUUUGUCAUAGCCGGAGCAGCAGGAAACUUUCUUGCUCCCAUUGCUGGCCUCUCAUCAAACGCCUUCAAGGCGGUACUUGAUAUCGACACCUUAGGCUCCUUCAAUACGUUAAAAGCCACGCUCCCGCAACUUCUCAUAUCUGCUGCCAAGAACCCAAAUACAGCAACAAACUCCUCGACUGGUGGAAGGAUCAUCUUCAUCUCUGCUUCCUUCCAUUUCACAGGAAUGCCAUUACAAGCACAUGCUGCUGUAGCUAAGGCCGGUGUCGACGCACUAUCAGCCUCAACCGCAAUUGAAUACGGACCUCGAGGAAUUACCUCGAAUGUUAUCACGCCAGGCCCAAUUGCGGGCACGGAAGGUAUGGAUAGAUUAGGGAAUAAAGAGGCAGAAGCAGCUGGUUCUGCAUUCAAGCAAAUCCCAUUGGGGAGAUAUGGGUCUGUGAAAGAGAUUGCCGACGGGACCGUGUAUUUGUUUAGCGAUGCUGGGAACUUCGUUAAUGGCGAAGUUCUUGUUAUUGAUGGUGGGAAUUGGCGUUCACCAGGCGGUAUGGGCGCAUCGAAUUAUCCGGAUUACUUGUUGGGUGAUUCAUUCGUGAAGCCAAGAGCUGCGAAGAAGUCCAAGUUAUAGAUUUCUAGAUAUCUUACGAUUUAAUAGGUCAUCAAAUAUGUCACUUUUAAGC